This is a messenger RNA of Cyprinodon variegatus (sheepshead minnow), 1826 nucleotides long. RefSeq names its product cleavage and polyadenylation specificity factor subunit 3-like (gene cpsf3). NCBI's taxonomy places the organism in Eukaryota, Metazoa, Chordata, Actinopteri, Cyprinodontiformes, Cyprinodontidae. The coding region runs from base 138 to 1712 and encodes 524 amino acids. Gene Ontology annotation, cellular component: mRNA cleavage and polyadenylation specificity factor complex. Gene Ontology annotation, biological process: mRNA 3'-end processing by stem-loop binding and cleavage. The record is from RefSeq and is a predicted model, not a curated record. The transcript is spliced from 15 exons. Gene Ontology annotation, molecular function: RNA binding; RNA endonuclease activity; 5'-3' exonuclease activity.
UUGUGUUGAUCGGAAGGAUUUGAGAACGGACCGGAAGUGGUUGUGUGAUAGAGCUGCGUAGAAGGCACCUUACAGAAUAACGGAGUGAUGAAUUAGUUUGUUUGUUCGAUAUUUUUGUUGAGUUUUUCGCUGUAAAUAUGGCGGCUAAGCGUAAAGCGGAGGUGACGGUUCCUGCGGAGGAGAGCGACCAGCUGCUGAUCCGCCCGCUAGGAGCCGGUCAGGAAGUUGGACGAUCCUGCAUCAUCCUGGAGUUCAAAGGCAGGAAGAUCAUGCUGGAUUGUGGGAUCCAUCCCGGUCUGGAGGGGAUGGACGCUUUGCCCUACAUCGACCUGAUCGAUCCAGCUGAGAUCGACCUGCUGCUCAUCAGCCACUUCCACUUGGACCACUGUGGAGCUCUCCCCUGGUUUCUGCAGAAGACCAGCUUCAAAGGACGCACCUUCAUGACGCACGCCACCAAGGCCAUCUACCGCUGGCUGCUGUCGGACUACGUCAAAGUCAGGUGUGUUCAGGCGGACGACAUGCUGUACACUGAGACGGACCUGGAGGACAGCAUGGAGAAAAUCGAGACCAUCAACUUCCACGAGGUGAAGGAGGUGGCGGGCAUCAAGUUCUGGUGCUACCACGCCGGCCACGUCCUGGGGGCCGCCAUGUUUAUGAUCGAGAUCGCCGGCGUCAAGCUGCUGUACACAGGAGACUUCUCCCGACAGGAAGACAGACACCUGAUGGCUGCAGAGAUCCCCAGCGUGAAGCCAGAUAUCCUCAUUACACACAUCAUGACCGAACCGGAGGAGAUCGCCACCAUGUCGGGUCAGAAGCUUCCUCUAAAGAUGUCCGUGGACUACAUCUCCUUCUCGGCUCACACCGACUACCAGCAGACCAGCGAGUUCAUCAGAGCUCUCAAACCGCCUCACGUGAUCCUGGUCCACGGCGAGCAGAACGAGAUGGCCCGACUCAAGGCGGCGCUGAUCCGAGAGUACGAGGACAACGACGAGGUCCACAUCGAGGUCCACAACCCCAGGAACACCGAGGCCGUCACGCUCACCUUCAGAGGAGAGAAGCUGGCAAAGGUGAUGGGCGUGCUGGCGGACAAGAAGUGCGCUCAGGGUCAGAGGAUCUCUGGGAUCCUGGUGAAGAGGAACUUUAACUACCACAUCAUGACCCCGUCUGACCUCUCCAACUACACAGAUCUGUCUGUGGGCACCGUGACCCAGACUCAGGCCAUCCCGUUCACCGGACCCAUCUCUCUGCUGGUGAGCCAGCUGAGGAACCUGGCAGGUGACGUUCAGCAGGUGGAGAAGGCGGAGAAAAUCACGGUGAAGAUCUUCGAAAGCAUCACCCUGGUUCAUGAAGCCGGCAUGGUGCUGCUGGAGUGGGUCGCCAACCCGCUCAAUGACAUGUACGCCGAUGCCGUAGCCACGGUGGUUCUGGAGGUCCAGUCCAACCCCAGCGCCCAGAAGUUCCUGGACAGCAGGAAGGAGACCUUCGACAUGGAGGUGUUUGUGGAGCGUCUGGAGCUCAUGCUGCACGACAUGUUCGGGGAGGACUGCGUGAACUUCCAGGACAGCAGGAACCUGUGUGUGACUGUGGACGGCGCCACGGCGACGGUCGACCCGGAGACCAGAGCGGUGACGUGUCCGGACGACGAGCCUCUGAGGGAGAUGAUUGAAGUGGCCGUCCAUCGGCUCUUUGACGCCCUCACACCCGCCUUCUGACAGGCCACGCCCACUUUAUUCCAGGAGAUGUUUUAUUUUCUACUGAUUAAGCGCAGCUGUUGUUGGAGCUUCAUUUUGAUUCUUUUUGUACAAAAUAAACAUAUUUUGUCUGAA